Diospyros lotus (date-plum) is the source of this 1397-nucleotide messenger RNA. RefSeq lists its product as uncharacterized. The record is from RefSeq and is a predicted model, not a curated record. The transcript is spliced from 4 exons. Gene Ontology annotation, molecular function: metalloendopeptidase activity. Gene Ontology annotation, cellular component: membrane. Gene Ontology annotation, biological process: CAAX-box protein processing. Lineage: Eukaryota; Viridiplantae; Streptophyta; Magnoliopsida; Ericales; Ebenaceae. Bases 154 to 1203 code for a protein of 349 amino acids.
CUUAAUCUUAGUUAGUCUUUCAAAUUUAAAUGUUGAAUAUAUAUAUAUAUAUAUAUAUCGUUCUUGGCACAAUGUUUGGUUCCAACACUGAGUGAAAUCCAUGAAAAUUAGGAUUCGAAUCGCAAAUUCAGAAGAGGAAUCUAGUUGAACCCCAUGUUGACCUCUUGCUCUGUUUGUCUCAUUCAUGCCCCGACCCUUCUUCCCUCUUUCUCUCGAAUUAGGGUUCCGAAGAAUCCUGCCUAUGUUUCUUUCCCGCUCAAUCCUACCUUCCUUGCCUCCCAUUCUCUCCCGGACUCCCCAAACAAAAAAUGGAAAAAGUCGUGUUUUAGAAAUGAAGAAUUUUCUUCUGGGGACCUGAAACCUGAGUUUACUGAAGAUCGUACCAAUGAAGAUUUAUUGAAGCCUAAAUUGGACGAACCAAGAGGUAGAACAAUAGAUUGGGCUUCAAGACUCCAGGAGACUGCAGAUUCGGUACUUAGAGCAAUUGGGAGACCAUGGACUGUGCCUUGGACGGCUGAGACUAUAUUGGAGCAGGUAACUCUCCUCUGGAUCGCCUCAUUUUGGUUUGUGGGUUCAUGGGUGAUUCCCUUUGGAGCUCAAGUAGCAGGUUUCAGCAAGGACUCUCUGACAUAUAGAGGGCAGGCUUUGUACAGCCUACUGACAGAUGUAACCGAAGGCCUUGCAGGCGUCGCGAUCCUUAAUAGCUCUCUGUCUCGUUUUCGCCCCCUUCCAUCUGAUUUCUUUAGGUUUAGCCUAAGGGGGAACUGGCUAUUUGAUGUUGCCUUUGGGUGCCUCAUGUUCCCCGUUGUCAACUGGCUUUCAGAGUUUAACCUCGAGUUAUCGCCUCUUUUGCCUUCUGGUCCAGUUGCUCUCUCGAACGUCGAGGAGUCGAUUCUAGCACGGGACCCAGUUGCCAUGGCGCUGUAUAUGCUUGUGGUCUCAGUAUGCGCUCCGGCGUGGGAGGAGAUCCUGUUCCGGGGCUUUCUUCUCCCAUCCUUGACCAAGUACAUGCCAGUAUGGUGUUCAAUCCUUGUGAGUUCAGUUGCUUUUGCACUAGCCCAUUUCAGCAUACAGAGAAUGCUGCCUCUUAUUUUCCUCGGAGUGGUGAUGGGUAUAAUUUUUGCACGUUCAAGGAAUCUCUUGCCAACCAUGCUCCUGCAUAGCCUUUGGAAUGGCUUUGUUUUCUUAGAUUUGAUGAAAUAGAAUUGUUCUUUCAGCUUCGUGUAAAAGGGUGAGAGGUAUACAAAUUGAGAGUUGAAAUGGUCUCUCUUUUGUUGGCAUUAUCAUGCUUAGGCAAGUUAACACCAUUUUCAGUCUGGCUCUGGAUGUGCCAUGGCCUAAUUGAAAACAUCAGGCAAUGAGCAAAAUAUAGUCAAUAUACCCAACCACAUUCUGGG